AUGAAUCUAUGUGAUGCAAAACAAAAAUCUUUUGCACAACGUGUUUAUUUUGAUCUCAAAAUUUGUCGUAAAUGGUCAAAACUUAAUACUUAUUUUGAUGAAAUUAAUAAAUGGAUAUUUUUUGUUGGUAAACCAUCUGAUAAUGAAUCAUGGACAUUUGUUUUACCUAUAUCAAGUGAUGAAGAAUUGAGUGUUGAUGAUUUAUUUAAUCUAAGAACAAAAUUAUCGUCGUCAUUACCAUCAAAUAUUAAUGAAAAUAUUUCAAGUGUGCUGAUGGCUAUUAUUGCAAAUGAUUUCACAUUAGGUUAUUUCAAUUUUUCAUUUGGUCUACCGUCACCAUCAACAUCGUCGAACAUCAUAGCACAAACAGAGAUCUCAAAUAACCAAAUAGUAUCUACGAGUGAUAAUCAUUUUGAAAAUGAAAUAAAAACAGAAACAGUCAAUAAUGAAUGGCCUACAACUGAUACAGAUGCUACUUGGGACUAA
Messenger RNA from Rotaria socialis, 486 nucleotides. Lineage: Eukaryota; Metazoa; Rotifera; Eurotatoria; Philodinida; Philodinidae. The record is from the annotation of a GenBank genome assembly.